Molecule: messenger RNA, 1607 nt
Organism: Condylura cristata (star-nosed mole)
Lineage: Eukaryota; Metazoa; Chordata; Mammalia; Eulipotyphla; Talpidae
Gene: DUSP12
Product: dual specificity phosphatase 12
Exons: 6
Coding region: 226-1368 (380 amino acids)
Biological process (GO): protein dephosphorylation
Cellular component (GO): nucleus
Molecular function (GO): protein tyrosine/serine/threonine phosphatase activity
Source: RefSeq, a predicted model, not a curated record
AAACAUGAAUCCAGCAGUCUUUGCUGCUUCUUUCCGGAAAGUCUGAACACGAAAAGGCUGAGAAACUCUGUAUUUGGGUAAUUUUAUCUUCUACCAACAAAUUCGAGUAGGCCACGUAGGGGGUAGGAUGGGGAGGGGUUGUGGGAUCGGGGAGAAAGGACGUCCUCUGAAUGGGGUUUAGAUUCAGGAGCAGUACGUCAAUUUUUCCCUAAUUCCCAUUAGUGCAUGAAUUUGGUCCUCCCAAGGAGCGGUGGCGCUCUCAGGCCGGCUGGAUCCCAGAGUAAGGACGUUCUAGCCGUCCGCGACUCGAUGGCAUGGCCCGGCGCCUGGCUGCUGGGUACCGCCAUGUUGGAGGCUCAGGAUGCCCACCAUGGCGGCGGGCGCGGGAGUCUGGGCGCCAGCGAGACCAGUUCGGCCGGGCAGAUGUUGGAAGUGCGGCGGGGGCUGUACCUGGGCGGGGCGGCGGCCAUCGCCGAGCCAGACCGCCUGCUGCAGGCGGGCAUCACUGCCGUGCUGACGGUGGACUCCGAGCCGCCAGACUUGGGGGCGGGGGCUGGUAUGCAGGGCCUUCGGAGGCUCUUCGUGCCGGCGCUGGACAGACCCGAAACCGACCUGCUCAGCCACCUGGACCGGUGCGUGGCCUUCCUUGGCCAGGCUCGUGCCGAGGGUCGCGCGGCGUUGGUGCACUGUCAUGCAGGACUCAGUCGAAGUGUGGCUGUAAUGACUGCUUUUAUAAUGAAGACUGAAGGACUGACCUUUGAAAAAGCCUAUGACAACCUUAAGAUUAUCAAACCAAAGGCUAAGAUGAAUGAGGGGUUUGAGUGGCAACUGAAAUUAUACGAGGCAAUGGGAUAUGAAGUCGAUACCUCUAGUGCAAUUUAUAAACAAUAUCGUUUACAAAAGGUUACAGAGAAGUAUCCAGAAUUGCAGAACUUACCUCAAGAACUCUUUGCCGUUGACCCAACCACCAUUUCACAGGGACUAAAGGAUGAGAUUCUCUACAAAUGUAGAAAGUGCAGGCGCUCUUUAUUUCGAAGUUCUAGCAUUUUGGAUCAUAAUGAAGGAAGUGGUCCUAUAGCCUUUGCUCACAAGAGAGUGACGUCACCUUUCAUGCUUACCUCAGGGAGCCAGGCUCAGUGCACAUCCUAUUUCAUUGAACCUGUUCAGUGGAUGGAAUCUGCUUUGUUGGGUGUGAUGGAUGGACAGCUUCUUUGUCCCAAAUGCAAUGCUAAGUUGGGUUCUUUCAACUGGUAUGGUGAACAGUGUUCCUGCGGAAGAUGGGUAACGCCUGCUUUUCAAAUACAUAAGAACAGAGUGGAUGAACUGAAAAUGCUGCCAGUUUUGGGAUCACAAGCAAGAAAAAUAUGAACUUGUGACAAAUGGUAGCUUGGAAAGAAACUUGCUGAGGACAUUGCCACCCUUGCUGCUGCUGUUCAAGGCAGACCAGUGUUGAGGCCAUCAGCAUCUCAUUUGAAAUGUGAGAGAGUAAAACACUUGAUGUGACUUGGAAACUGUUUUGUUAGCUUCAUAAACUGUUCAAAUAAAAUAUAUGGAAAUCAAAACUCGUUAAUCAUGUAAAUUAUACUUUGACAUUAAAAUGUUAUAUC